AUGGUAUCAUUCCAGGCAUUGUGUAUGGUAUCAUUCCAGGCAUUGCGUGUGGUAUCAUUCCAGGCAUUGCGCAUGGUAUCAUUCCAUGAAUUGCGCAUGGUAUCAUUCCAUGAAUUGCGCAUGGUAUUAUUCCAUGAAUUGCGCAUGGUAUCAUUCCAUGAAUUGCGAAUGGUAUCAUUCCAGGCAUUGCACCUGGUAUCAUUCCAGGCAUUACGCAUGCUAUCAUUCCAGGCAUUGCGUAUGGUAUCAUUCCAGGCAUUGCGUGUGGUAUCAUUCCAGGCAUUGCGCAUGGUAUCAUUCCAUGAAUUGCGCAUGGUAUCAUUCCAUGAAUUACGCAUAGUAUCAUUCCAUGAAUUGCGCAUGGUAUCAUUCCAUGAAUUGCGAAUGGUAUCAUUCCAGGCAUUGCACCUGGUAUCAUUCCAGGCAUUACGCAUGCUAUCAUUCCAGGCAUUGCGUAUGGUAUCAUUCCAGGCAUUGCGUGUGGUAUCAUUCCAGGCAUUGCGCAUGGUAUCAUUCCAUGAAUUGCGCAUGGUAUCAUUCCAUGAAUUGCGCAUGGUAUUAUUCCAGGCAUUGCGCAUGGUAUCAUUCCAGGCAUUGCGCAUGGUAUCAUUCCAUGAAUUGCGCAUGAUAUCAUUCCAUGAAUAG
Molecule: messenger RNA, 645 nt
Organism: Mytilus californianus (California mussel)
Lineage: Eukaryota; Metazoa; Mollusca; Bivalvia; Mytilida; Mytilidae
Exons: 1
Coding region: 1-645 (214 amino acids)
Source: RefSeq, a predicted model, not a curated record